This is a messenger RNA of Poecile atricapillus (Black-capped chickadee), 753 nucleotides long. RefSeq names its product homeobox protein vex1-like. The record is from RefSeq and is a predicted model, not a curated record. The transcript is spliced from 2 exons. Gene Ontology annotation, biological process: cell differentiation; regulation of transcription by RNA polymerase II. Gene Ontology annotation, molecular function: DNA-binding transcription factor activity, RNA polymerase II-specific; RNA polymerase II cis-regulatory region sequence-specific DNA binding. NCBI's taxonomy places the organism in Eukaryota, Metazoa, Chordata, Aves, Passeriformes, Paridae. Gene Ontology annotation, cellular component: nucleus. Bases 1 to 753 code for a protein of 250 amino acids.
AUGGAGAAGGGGCCCUUCUCAGUGGAGUGGCUGGCCCAGAGCAGCCUCGGCGGAGCCAGGGAGAUGCCCGGUGAGUCCCGGCCGUGCCCUCUGGGUCCCCCCGCGCAGCGGCGGGCGGGGCACGGCCACCACUGUGUCACCGCCCGCGGGGCCCGGGGCCCGCCGAGGGAAGGGUCCCCCGAAGGGUCCCCCCUUCAGACGUCCCCAUCUGUCCCCGCAGAGCUGCCCCGGGAGCCGGAGCGCCGCAGCCCCGGGCACGAAGCGGUGGCGGCGGGGGCCGCGCCCGGGCGGUCCCGCACCAAGUUCUCGGCAGCGCAGCUGCAGGAGCUGGAGCGCAGCUUCCGCGAGCAGCGCUACAUCGGAGCCGGGGAGAAGCGGCGCUUGGCCGCCGUGCUGAACCUCUCCCAGAGCCAGAUAAAAACGUGGUUUCAGAAUCGUCGUAUGAAGUUCAAACGCCAGACUCAAGAUGCCAGGAUAGAAGCUCUUUUCUCGGGCUUGUUUCUGCCCUAUCAUUACUCAGACAUGGCUACAUCCAGCUAUCCUCAUGGAGUGGAUGUCAAUGUCUCUGCUACUGCUGCUGUUUCCCUUCACCCAGCUGUGCCAAACCCUGCCUUGUUACCUUCUGUUCCAGCUCAGUCUCUUCAGCCAGUUUUGCCAAGUCCAGCUUUACUAUUGCCUCCCGGGCCAGGAUUAUCUUGUUACUCUUCUGUGCUUCCAGCAGUGACUCUAACCACUGAAUUCAUAAAAGACUGA